AACGAAGCUGACUGAUUCCUCCUAUCUUAAAACAACAACAUAACCUAACGAUUCAAACGAAAUUCAGUCGUUCAUCAACACAAAAGUUUAGUGUACAAUUUUUUUUUUCUAUCUUAUCUUUUUCUGUAAUUAUUAUUAAAAAACAUUCACCAUGUCUUAUAUGUUAUCACAUUUACAUAAUGGAUGGCAGGUUGAUCAAGCCAUUUUAUCUGAAGAAGAUCGAGUAGUUGUAAUACGUUUUGGUCAUGACUGGGAUCCAAUGUGUAUGAAAAUGGAUGAGGUAUUGUACAAUAUUGCAGAGAAAGUGAAAAAUUUUGCAGUAAUAUAUUUAGUAGAUAUUUCGGAAGUUCCUGACUUCAAUAAAAUGUAUGAAUUGUACGAUCCGUGUACUGUUAUGUUUUUCUUCCGGAAUAAGCAUAUUAUGAUCGAUCUUGGAACAGGAAAUAACAAUAAAAUAAACUGGACUCUAGAAGAUAAACAAGAAAUGAUUGAUAUUAUUGAGACAGUUUAUCGAGGUGCCCGUAAAGGAAGAGGUUUAGUAGUUUCUCCAAAAGAUUAUUCAACAAAAUACCGUUAUUAAUUUAUUUUAUGUAAUUUAUUAAUAGCAAAUUAAUUAUUAAUUCAAUUUUAUAUUCA
Chelonus insularis is the source of this 636-nucleotide messenger RNA. It is a transcript of the gene Dim1, whose product is annotated as thioredoxin-like protein Dim1. The transcript is spliced from 2 exons. NCBI's taxonomy places the organism in Eukaryota, Metazoa, Arthropoda, Insecta, Hymenoptera, Braconidae. Gene Ontology annotation, cellular component: spliceosomal complex; U4/U6 x U5 tri-snRNP complex; U5 snRNP. The record is from RefSeq and is a predicted model, not a curated record. Gene Ontology annotation, biological process: mRNA splicing, via spliceosome. Bases 152 to 580 code for a protein of 142 amino acids.